CCUAUGCCGGCUCGAGCUGUCAUAUAGCCGGACGUUCGCAUUCAGUUGGAGUUUCUGGCAGUGGCAAGAGCAAUGCAAGACAAGGGGUGUAGCUGAGAUAGAGAGUUAAAGGAAACCAGUUAAAUAUAACAUCUAAUCAGAAUAUAGCUUUGUAUCUGUUUACAGGAAAGCGCACAGUGAACAUGUCGGUGUUGGCGCUACAAGAGUACGAAUUUGAGAGACAGUUCAACGAGGACGAAGCCAUACGAUGGAUGCAAGAAAACUGGAAGAAGUCCUUCCUCUUCUCGGCCCUCUAUGCUGCCUGCAUACUCGGUGGCCGCCAUGUGAUGAAACAGAGGGAGAAAUUCAAUCUGAGGAAACCGCUGGUGCUAUGGUCCCUCACCCUCGCAGUGUUCAGUAUAUUUGGUGCUGUCCGCACUGGAAGCUACAUGACAUACAUUCUGAUGACUAAAGGGCUCAAGCAGUCGGUGUGUGAUCAGAGUUUCUACAACGGGCCGGUCAGCAAGUUCUGGGCCUACGCCUUUGUGCUCAGUAAAGCACCAGAAUUGGGUGACACCCUGUUCAUCGUGCUGCGGAAGCAGAAGCUCAUCUUCCUCCACUGGUACCAUCACAUCACUGUUCUGCUCUACUCCUGGUACUCCUACAAGGACAUGGUGGCUGGCGGCGGCUGGUUCAUGACCAUGAACUACCUGGUCCACGCCGUCAUGUACUCUUACUACGCCCUGAGAGCGGCCGGCUUCAAGGUCUCAAGGAAAUUCGCCAUGUUCAUCACGCUCACGCAGAUCACCCAGAUGCUGGUGGGCUGCGUGGUGAACUACCUGGUUUACUCGUGGAUGCAGCAGGGUCAGGAGUGCCCGUCUCACGUGCAGAACAUUGUGUGGUCCUCACUCAUGUACCUCAGCUACUUUGUGCUCUUCUGUCAGUUCUUCCAUGAGGCCUACAUUGACAAGACCAAGAAGGCCGCCGCAGCUAAAGCAGAAGCCGCCGCCGCAGCCGCUAGGAAGACCCAGUAGACUAAUUUGAGAGGGAAAGAAAGAAGGGAGACUGAUGGACACGAGACGCGAGGACCAAUGACUGAGGAGAUGGGGACAAUUAUCGGCAAAUGGAUGGAUGGAUGGAUGAUGGACGGAUGGGUGGAGGAAUGAAAGAGGGAGGGUGGUUGGGGGUAGAACACGAGGGAACAAAAGGCGGGACUGCUGUCCAUUUGUGCUUGAGCAUACUACUAAUGCACAGAUGUAAAAUCCUUCACUUUGACGGAGGUGCCAUCUCUAGAGAGCUGCACUGAGGAAGGAAGCACUACUCACCAAGGCGACAAACAGUCAGUGUGUCCAUCACCUGAUGUUUCUUUGGCUCCCACUUGAUUCUCCAUAUUUAUGGGACAGUUAAUUUUAUACCAGAUAAAGGAAGUACAUCUACUUGAAAAGGUGUUACUUGAUAAAUAGGAAAUGUAUUGGUACUUAUGAAGAAUGAGGUGACUUAAAUGUACUAUUGAAACCA
Messenger RNA from Coregonus clupeaformis (lake whitefish), 1497 nucleotides. It is a transcript of the gene elovl6, whose product is annotated as ELOVL fatty acid elongase 6. Gene Ontology annotation, molecular function: fatty acid elongase activity. Gene Ontology annotation, cellular component: endoplasmic reticulum; endoplasmic reticulum membrane. The record is from RefSeq and is a predicted model, not a curated record. Lineage: Eukaryota; Metazoa; Chordata; Actinopteri; Salmoniformes; Salmonidae. The transcript has 4 exons. Gene Ontology annotation, biological process: fatty acid elongation, monounsaturated fatty acid; sphingolipid biosynthetic process; fatty acid elongation, saturated fatty acid. The coding region runs from base 183 to 1013 and encodes 276 amino acids.